AUGUCUUCUGUCGGUAAAGUUAUCAUGUGUACGGGUGGAAACAGAGGGCUUGGAUACUCAAUCCUCCAAAUUGCUGCGAAACGCAAUUCUAGUGCAACCUUCAUUCUCACUGCUCGCAAAAAGUUGGAUGGGCAGACUGCAGCUGAGCAGUUGAUCAAGGACGGUAUCACUGCAAAGGUCGAUGUCAUCGAGCUGGAUGUGACCGACGAUGAACAGAUUAUGGAAGCGAUCAAGUAUGUUGCGAUCAAGUACCAAAAGCUUGACGGCAUGUUUUCACUGGUUCUCAUCAAUAAUGCCGGAGUCAUUGAGAUUAUCCCUGAUUUAUCUCUCCCAACCCUUCGCAAAACAUGCAACAGCAUGCUGAAUGUCAAUCUCACAUCGGUCGCCGUUCUGACCUCUGGAUUUUCCCAACUUCUUCAGAAAUCGGCAGAUCCAAAAGUCAUUAACAUAACUUCAGGACUUGGCAGCAUUUCGAACACGCUUAACUCUGAGAAGAAGAUGGCUGUAUACCCACCAUAUGGGUUCAGCAAGGUUGGCUUGAAUGGCGUAACUGCACACAUGCAAGUCUUUGAGAACCAGAGAGUUCUCAAGGAGAAGGAUGGAGGCAAGCCAGCAAGUGGCAAGAUCAAUUUCUAUUCCGUUGCUCCCGGGUUUCUCAAUACAGGCUUCACUGGGUUCAAUGCUAUGGGGAGAGAUCCCAAGGAUGGUGCUGAGGUCGUGGUUCAGAUCAUUGAGGGAGAGUAUCCAGGAGGCACACAGUGGGAGUGGGUUGAUGGAUCCAUGAAGCAGAUUCCCUGGUGA
This is a messenger RNA of Glarea lozoyensis ATCC 20868, 801 nucleotides long. Its product is annotated as NAD(P)-binding Rossmann-fold containing protein. NCBI's taxonomy places the organism in Eukaryota, Fungi, Ascomycota, Leotiomycetes, Helotiales, Helotiaceae. The record is from RefSeq and is a predicted model, not a curated record. The coding region runs from base 1 to 801 and encodes 266 amino acids. The transcript is spliced from 3 exons.